UGCAGGGAUGGUUAUGUGCGAGAGGAUUGCUGGACUCCUCGUCGUCGUUGGGUGGUUCACGUAACCGCUGGUCGGUUACGGCUUCCUCCACUCUUGGAGUCUUGGUUGAACUCAUUAGUAGGUUUUGUAAUCAAUUUAGAUAAUAUCGAUGAAUUGAGGCCGUUGCAUUCUACAAGAAAACGCAGCAUCAGUCGGUCUCCAACAGAAAGAUCGACCUUUUUAAGUAAGAUAAGUAGCCUACCUCUAAUAUGUCUCGACUGAACUUUUCGUUAUACUCCCGUCUUGCCAACCUACCCUAGUCCCUAGAUAGAUAGUUUAUUUUGCAGACAGGUUCGAAUCAUGUGUUGGGUAAUUAUAUCUGUAUAUGCAAGAGGAUUGCUAGACUCCUCGCCAUCGUAGGCCAGACAGGAUUACGGGACAAUUGCAUGUUUGAUUGCGCUCGUGCUCUCCGGAAAUGCACGCGAGCGAAAUCUAUUUUGCAGCCCAGACGACGCCGGAAAUUUGUGAUUGCUCACCAGCAUCAUUAUACCACUAUCAUGAAAUGCCACUAAACUGCUAUCAGGUUCUAAUAUUAGUAACUGACUGAUUAUAGACAACACACAUCUUCCGAAUUUUAAGAAAACGCAAAACCGAUGCUGAUUUACAACAAAAUCAGGAGGCCUCUCUUGAAACGUUAGGCUUUUUGUUAUCGUUACAUUUUAUUCAUUUAUCACGUUUCGUUUCUGUGCCUUUUAUCUACUCGUCGCUGUCAUUUUGCGAGACAAGAUUGUGUGCCAAAGGGCCAGUCAGCCAAUUGUGAUUUCGGGUCUCCCUGAAACUAGACACUUUGAUUUUUUUGUAAUCCAUUCCUGCAUUUGUGGUUCAGUUUUAUUAGAUUUUGAAUGAAAUGAUAUUGUGCAUUCCUAUAUAUCUCUAUAUUGCAAUAAAGAAAUAGUUUUUCUAAUUCCAUAGGGUAAGGCGGUACUGGUACCUGUAAUUAAUUUUUCAAUAGUAAAAUAACGGUAUGGCAUCACUCAAUACAAAAUCAGACACUUUGUAAAAACUUAUAUUCUAAUGUUUAUGAUUACUUUAAAACGAAAAAAAAACAAAAAUAAAGAGAGCAGAAAUGGGAAAUAGAUUUUACGAAGUGCCUUAUUACCUGCUCAGCUUUGCCAUAUUUUGAAAUUGAAAAAUUAAUUAUACUCUACCCUAUUAAAUUGAGAAGUUUGACAAACAUAUAUCAGUAUAUUAUUGUUGCAUGCAAUAUCUGAAUAUAGAAAUAGAAAUGCACAAGUUUAUUCAAGAUACAAAAACCCUAAUAAACUGCCGAAAAAAAAAUCAUAGUGCCUGAAAUGGUGCCAAAGAAGUGCCUGAAUUUGCGAGUGCCUGGUUUUAGGGAGACCCGGGGUUUCGUACCGUUAUUUUACCUUCGUUUUUUCAAGUAGAGGCAUUCCGUCAGUUGCUAGGUUUUUACGUGUUUUAGGUAAGUUUGCACACAAUAUCAGGCGUUUGGGGUGCCACGAUUACUGGUUGCAUGCUCGAUUUCUUGUGGAUACUGGACCGACCGCUGGUCAGUUACGGCUUCCUCCACCAUCAGGUCCACACAUCUAAAACAAAUUACUGGCUAACUAGUUCCCUUAUGUACCUACAUGUACUGAUGGCCGAUGUUCCCCAUAUGGUUAAUAGUAAGCCAUCUAAUCGGCUUACCCAACUGUGGCAACUUUGGUUUGGCAUUUGACUCCCAACUAUAAUCAGAUUGGCGAUAUCUUUUUGAUAAAUGUUUUUUCCACUGUUCAUCCUUUUUAGAAAAUAGAUCAGUUUGGCGGCCACUUGUCACUUGCUAGUCCUACUCCUUCAGCCAUUGCGGAGUGUGCAUUUUUGGAAAACAGGCAAAAAUCUGGUGCUUGACUCACGACUCGAGGCAUGAGCUUUUACAAUUUGCUAUUCAAAUAGCUCGCUUCCUACUGCAGUAUUCUAUUAUUUUGAUGGUUUGGUCUAAGCAUUGGAAACGCGCUUGCUGUUUCACCCCAGAUUCAAAGAUUACCUUGCCCUGAGUGGAUUCAUAGAUUUUAAUCAAUGCAUAUUAAAUGAUUAACAACUGGUCAAUAAUUCCUAUACUCACAAAAUUCAUUUGAAUAUCAGUAGUGUACAACGUAGUAAACAAGCAUUCACCAAAAUAAAAGCUAUUAUAGUAUUUUAGUUACAAUACCAAUAGGAUGAAACAGCUAGAUUUUGAUGUUCUGUUUUUCAAUGAAAUGCACACCCUGUUUAUAAUACAAAAAAUCAUGACGCCAUGUUUGAUUUCAUAUAGGCAGAAAAUUUAAUCCCAUUUGUGAGCCAGAAUACAAAAUGGCUGGAUGGUCUAAUGGUAACAAUUCUGGCUUCUGGGGAAACUCUAAUAAUCAGUGGUCUGACAACUGGGGAAGCAGUAGUGGCAAUGGUCAGAAUUGGGGCGGAGAUACGCAACAAUGGGGUGGUCCAAAUAGUAACCAAUAUCAGCAAUGGGGUAACUAUCCUAGUCAGUGGUCUACCAAUGAUAUGUCAGAGCAGGGAGAUUCAUGGCAACAAUCCGAAUCUACCUCAAGUGCUGGUAGUUAUUCUUAUUUUAAUAAAUCUGGUGGAAAUCCAAAUAAUCCUCAACCAUCUUGGGACUAUGGUCAACAAUCCUUUGAAUAUCAACAGCAGGGUGGUUAUGGUAAUCAACAGCAAAAGUGGUCUACAGCAACAGAAGAUGAUGAAUGGGGCUUCAAUUCUUCUGGAGUACAGCAGUCUAUGCUAGGCUGGGAGAGUGGUGAUCAACAAAGUGAGAAGGUGCAACCAAGAAGGGAACAGUCUGGGCCACCUGCUAAAAAGAGAGCUCGAAAUGACAGAGGUGCACGCAAAGGAAAAUCUCCAUGGGACAAAUUUGAUGAAUAUAAAUCUAAUAAACAGUCAUCUUACAACUCUCAUGAUCGAGAAGAAAGAGCAGAACCAGAUUGGAGUGAGGGAGGAUUUGAUGGAAAGGGUAAUUUCUAUAAUGAAUGGAGCCAGAUUCCUCAACCUGGUUUUAGAGGAAGCUGGGCCGGAGGUUUUCGAAAUGAUGUUUAUGACGAGGAUGCAAUGUAUGAACAUGAGUUUGGUGCUUAUCAAGGAGGAUAUGAAGAUCCCAAUGAUAAUUAUACAGGUGGUUCAGAAUGGGGAAAUUCUGAUCGACGGCGCAGAGGACCUCGAGAAAGUUCUGAUGACAAAAUUCUGUAUAAGAAACACAGAACACUGACACAAGACAAACGGGGGAGAAAGACACUAAUGAUUGUGGUAAAAAAUGUAUCAAAUGCUUUGCAUGAGGCAAGCAAGACUAUGAGUGCUGAAUUGAUGGAAUCACUCAAACCUAAAAUUGAAGUCAAAAUGGGAGAAACGUCAGAAGAGACUACAAAAGAACAAAAUGAGAAGGAGACUAUAGAAGAAAAUGAGAAAGAUACUAAAGAAGAGAAUAAGAAAGAUACUAAAGGAGAAAAUGAAGGAGGAAAAGGUGACAGACGGGAUAGCAGUGAAAAGAAAGAACUUCCGCCGCAAGUUUUGAUUGGUGUGGUUCGAGUUGGACCUGCUCAAAGGAAACUCAUUACUGGUGCUGAAUCCGAUUUAGGAGCAGAAUUCGUGGCAGUUUUUAAGGAAAAGCCAACAAGGAGUUAUUUCUUCAAGCUUGCCUCUCUUUUGCAUCAAAAAAUGAGGAAACCACUUGCAGAUAAAGUCACCAUCACACCUGAUGAAACCAACAACAUUAUAAGCAUAAGACCUGAAAAGUCUGAAUGCCCUUACCCUAUAGUCAUCAGUUUCACUUCACCAGAAUAUUCUCCUGAAUACCAAUCCACACUGCCUGAAGAUACAACAGAAGAGCAAGUGCCAUCGAAGGAAUUUCUAAAUGAAGAGAAAUGCAUGGAAGCUUUAGCAAAAAUCAGAAGAGUACGAUGGUCUUUGAGAAAGAUCAGAGCUGAAAUUGAACUUCCUGUAGUUCGCAUCUUGCUUGAUCUGAGAGAAGCAUAUUCUGGUUGGAAACAUCUCUCUCCAUAUGCUGCUGAAGUUCUUGUACAUCUUGUAAUGGAAAAGCUGGCAAAAGAUGUUCGAGAAAGCGAACUUAGUUUUUCAAGACUUUUUAUACAAUGUCUGGAAGUGCUAGCUGAAGGCAUGGCAUUGCGUGGCGGACCAGGAAUGAAGGAUCCAUGUGAAGCAAAACCGGUUGAUGUUUUUUCAUAUCUCGAACCGCAACAUGCUGAAGAUUUGACCAGAGGUGCACAAAACGCCCUUCGCCUUGCUUCAUUUGGCAGACUCAAGGAAUUACUCAAGAUGGAUUCUUGAGUACAUUAGACUCUUACAUUCCAAUGAGGAAAAUCUAGGCAACGUGAAAAAUAAUAAGCAGGGUCAAGCUUAUGUUUUUUAAUCGAAAAUGAUACAUUCUUCAAUUUUAACAAGGAGAUGCAACACGAGUACAUACUUCUUUAAAUGCAUGUACAUUAAUGUUAUGUACUUAACAAUCAAUAAUUGAACUAGCAUAUUGGCUGUGCAAGAUCUUCGUUCUCUUGGAAGCUGAUUUGGAUUACUGUAAUAUUAAAUAUUUCAUGCAGAUUCGCUUUAAUGAAAAUUCAUUUUUUAGCAAUUACUAAUGUUUGUAACAUAAAUUAUUGAGGGGGCCCUCUCCUAUUUGUAACAAUGCAAACCUUGAAAAAACGUAGGCUGCUUUUGGACUGGCGUAGAACAUGAAGCUAAAUUUUCGCAUUCAGCAUUAGACCCAUCAGAGACUAGGUAGCUACCGUUAACUAGAGCCCUGGAAUUCUAGUCUGUAAACUUCUAUCGCUCAUCAACUCUGGAAGAUGCCCCGUGGUUUUUCCAUAUUUAGCUGACGCAAAUUGGGCUUUAGGUAUCUACCGUUAACUAGAGCCCUGGAAUUCUAGUCUGUAAACUUCUAUCGCUCAUCAACUCUGGAAGAUGCCCCGUGGUUUUUCCAUAUUUAUCUGAUGGCUCUUGGCUGACGCAAAUUGGGCUUGGCCGAAGGCUGCUUCGUAACCUAUGAAUUACUGUAAUAUCAGAUAAUCACGCAGAUUCACUCAA
This is a messenger RNA of Styela clava, 5061 nucleotides long. NCBI's taxonomy places the organism in Eukaryota, Metazoa, Chordata, Ascidiacea, Stolidobranchia, Styelidae. The record is from RefSeq and is a predicted model, not a curated record.